Molecule: messenger RNA, 1285 nt
Organism: Anopheles cruzii
Lineage: Eukaryota; Metazoa; Arthropoda; Insecta; Diptera; Culicidae
Gene: fsd
Product: transmembrane protein 183
Exons: 3
Coding region: 171-1166 (331 amino acids)
Biological process (GO): regulation of protein stability
Cellular component (GO): SCF ubiquitin ligase complex
Molecular function (GO): protein binding
Source: RefSeq, a predicted model, not a curated record
UGAUAAAUUGCAGUUCCGUAUAAUAUUAAGCAAUACGUUUGUGGAACACCAUCAUGUUCACAGGAAUCUACAGAUUGUGACAUCAACAAAUGUUCAAUCGCUGGAAGCGAAACUACUCCCGCUCCUUAUUCCAAAGCUCCUUCGUUCUCAUAGCUUAAUGUGCCCUUUCGAUGGCCUCUUGCGUUAAACAGACCAAGAACCGGGCUUCAUUAGGAAAAGACGUCUCCAUAUUCGCCUAUGCCGAUAGUCCAAGAUGCACCAACAGGGCGUCGAAGGCUCACAAGAAAGUGGAUACUUCGGAGAUAACGAUGGAACCGCACUGUGACGACGCUGACCCAGAUCAUAUAUCCAAAUCGGUUCGAAAAAGAAAGACUGCAGCUACGGAUGAUGCAGCGUACAACGAUUACCAUAUCAACAUAUGGUUCCAUAUAUCGGACCACAUUCGACCGGAAGAUAUUGGUCGGUUUGCGUGCAUUUGUCGCAAAACGGCCGAAGUGGUGGAGAGUGGAAGAUUCUGGAGUCAGCUUUACCGAUCGUAUUACGAUCCAAAGGUUGAUCUACCAGCACGGUUCCAGCCGGAGAGUAUGGUCCGUCGGCGCGGUCUGCGGGCAGCCGUUAUUCGGUCGCUGUUCUACCUGUAUCCACCGUUUAGCGAGCAGUUAAAAAUUGCAUCUCUAGUGACUGAUCGCGUUGUCGGUCGCCAGAUGCUUUCUGCGUGGCACAAGCGAACGAAAAACUGCUGGACCUACUAUUUUCGACUAAAGGCAAGACAGCAGCCCGGAAGUCGCCCCGCACUGUCUGCUGAACUGCAACGUCAAAGAAAUUCGCUCGCUUUCAUGCAGGAUAUCUACAUGAAUCCGGAAGAAGGCUGCCAGAUACUGAUGCUGACCACCGACUGUUUGAAGAUGAUUCCGAUGUACAGCGAAACGCUGUUUGUGAAGAACCUGACGCAAACCCUGUCGCAGAGCAUGAUGCGGUAUAAAGUACGUAUUGUGCUGGCCAAUUACUGUGGCAAAAUGACCGAUGAGCUAGUGUUCGAUGCGGUCCGCAACGUGACGGUGCUGGACUGGUGGAACCCAAAGUACGACGAAGAGCUUGCAUGGACCGUCCCAACAAAUGCCAGUGAACUGGAUGUGAGCGAAGAGCUUGACUGGAAUGUUUUGUGAAUCAUUCUGGUGGGUUUUAAACCCCAUCGGCCCCUUAAAACUGUCUGGUUUGUGGUACUGAAUUAUAUUUUUAAACAACAAUUGACGAUUCAGAGCAGCCUUCUUAUUAAAUAUAUACG